CGGAAGCGGAGCGGGGACGGGUAAUCACUCAUCCGCUCGUCGUGCAGACAACUUGUCCGUGUAUUAGAGAUGGGAAUGAUGAGGGAACCCGUAAUUAAACAACAAAACAUAAACACAUCUCAAUUCAUCUUCUGGCCUGUGAGUUGUUCGGUAUAGUGCGGCGGCAUCUUUCAGACGGAUUCCCUAUUGCGCCCAUCUCCCACAAGCCCAUCGCACCCAACCAGAGGUACCAAGCACAAUGGCGUCCCGCCGUCACAUUCUCCUCAUCAAUGGCCCCAAUCUCAACCUCCUCGGCACCCGGGAGCCCCAAAUCUACGGCUCAACAACCCUCCAUGACAUUGAGCAAGCCUCCCAGACUCUGGCGUUCUCGCUAGGUCUUCGUCUUACAACCUUCCAGUCCAACCAUGAAGGAGCCAUCAUCGACCGUAUCCAUCAAGCAGCGGGAUUCAUCCCGUCUCCACCGUCACCGUCGCCGUCAAGUGCCGCAACCACGACGGAAGCAGGGGUGGGUCCCGGAGACAAAGUGUCGGCCAUCAUCAUUAACCCCGGCGCUUAUACGCACACGAGUAUAGGCAUCCGCGACGCGCUUCUGGGGACAGGAAUUCCGUUUGUGGAGGUUCAUGUGUCGAAUGUGCAUGCGAGAGAGGCGUUCAGACAUCAUAGUUACUUGAGUGACAAGGCGGUGGCAGUCGUUUGCGGUUUGGGGCCGUUUGGGUAUAGUGCUGCGCUGGAGUUUCUUGGGAGACACAUGAAGUUUUGAGAACGUCAUUGGGAUGGGAUGCUAAUCUUCAACGUCCAAGUUGGCACCUGCAUACACAAGAUGAAACUGGUUAUCUUGAAUCUGUGAUUUAGGUGGCGUUGAUGGCAUUGUAGCAGCUUACCUCUAGUCUAUAAGGUUAGUAUGAAGCGUCGGAUUGAAUGCUCAAAGUUUAGGAUCUCUCUUGCCUUGGUCCACACCGAAGAAGGGAAGUCCAAAAAACAUGGGAAAGCAUGCUUUGAUGCCAGGAAUUAUAGCCCUAUUGAUGUAGAGCCUGGAUGUGUAUUGUCUUCCACCCCUCCAAGAUCAAACUACAGUCAAGGUCGAGAAGAAACUGAGAUGAAGAAAUUAUGAUUGAAUGAAAUGAAAAAACCUGGGCUCAAGAGAACUAUGUCACCGACUCCUGAUACACGUGCCACUCUCCGAUUUGAAAUCUAACGUACCAAGGGAAAACGAGAAAAAAAAAAAUAAAAAUAAAAAAAAAAAAACACAACAUU
This is a messenger RNA of Neurospora hispaniola, 1254 nucleotides long. RefSeq names its product catabolic 3-dehydroquinase. The transcript has a single exon. The coding region runs from base 239 to 760 and encodes 173 amino acids. Gene Ontology annotation, biological process: quinate catabolic process. The record is from RefSeq and is a predicted model, not a curated record. Gene Ontology annotation, molecular function: 3-dehydroquinate dehydratase activity. NCBI's taxonomy places the organism in Eukaryota, Fungi, Ascomycota, Sordariomycetes, Sordariales, Sordariaceae.